This is a messenger RNA of Arachis stenosperma, 550 nucleotides long. RefSeq names its product protein TIC 214-like. The transcript has a single exon. Bases 16 to 483 code for a protein of 155 amino acids. The record is from RefSeq and is a predicted model, not a curated record. Lineage: Eukaryota; Viridiplantae; Streptophyta; Magnoliopsida; Fabales; Fabaceae. Gene Ontology annotation, cellular component: membrane.
AAACAGAGGUUUGCGAUGAUUUUUCAAUCUUUUAUACCGGAUAAUCUAGUAUACUUAUGCAUGAAAAUAAUGAAUUCGGUCGUUGUGGUCGGACUCUAUUAUGGAUUUCUGAGCACAUUCUCCAUAGGGCCCUCUUAUCUCUUCCUUCUUCGAGCUCGGAUUAUGCAAGAAGGGACCGAGAAGAAACUAUCAGCAACAGCUGGGUUUAUUACGGGACAGCUCAUCAUGUUCAUAUCGAUCUAUUCUGCGCCUUUGCAUCUAGCAUUGGGUAGACCUCAUAUAAUAACUGUCAUACCUCUACCCUAUCUUUUAUUUCAUUUCUUCGGCAAUAAUAAAAAAAACUUUUUGAAUUAUGGGGACAAGAAAAAGAAUUCAAUACGUAAAUUUAGCAUUCAAAGAAUAUUCUUUACUAAUCUUAUUUUUCAGUUAUUUAACCCCCUUGUCUUACCAAGUUCCAUAUUAGUCAGAUUAGUAAACAAAUAAAAAAAGAGAGCAAAUUACUAAAAGAAUGAAUAAAAAAGAUAAUAAUAUAUAUAUAUAUGAAGAAAUU